UGCUGAGCCAUCCUCUCCAUGACCCGCCCAUCCGUCGCUGCUGUUCCCUGAGUCCGGUCAGGUGUUCGCCGUUCACAGACGUAAACUUGGCAUUUUGAAAACUGUCAGGAUUUCUUGACGGGACAAAACACAAUCGAGGCUAUGCUCAGACGGAUACUGCAAAUGACUCCCGGGAAGGGAGGGUCCCAGAAUGCAGAGUCAGAGCAGCCCAGCACCGACCUUAACCACGAUCAGACAUCUGAGGGCUUCAUCUGUCCUCAGUGCAUGAAGUCUCACAACUCUGCAGAGGAGCUGUUCAAGCACUAUGAGCUGUUCCAUGAUACCGGAGACCUCCCUGCUCACGUGGCCCCCACUAGGGAAGACCUCACAAUGCUGCGGCAGGAGGUCCAGGACCUGCACACUUCUCUCAAGGAGGAAAGAUGGUUCUCUGGUGAGCUAAAAAAGGAGUUAGACAAAGUCCAAGGACACCUGAAGCAGAACGAUGGGCAGAUGAGCGCGGAUGAUUCAGUACUUGAAAGGAAGCUGAAUGAAGCUGAGACAGAGAAGUUCAACAUCAAACAGAUGAAAGACCUGUUUGAGCAGAAGGCUGCCCAGCUGGCCACAGAGAUAGUAGAUUUGAAGUCCCGUUACGAUGAGGAGAAAAGCCUCAGGGAGGCUGCUGACCAGAGAUUAGCCAAGUUGAACGAACAACUGCAGGAAGCGAAGGAGGAGAACGAGCGACUCCAAACAGAGCUGCUGCAGCGACCGGGCGUUGAGGAUGUCGAGGUUCUGCAGAAGGAGCUGGUCCAGGUGCAAACGCUGAUGGACAACAUGACCCGUGAGAGGGAGGAAGAGUCAGAGCGCCUCAAAAACCAUUAUGAGCAACUGCAGGCUAAUUACACUACCUCAGAGAUUCGUAAACUGGAGAUGACCAUAUCCCAACUGAAGGCAGAGCUGGAGAAGGGUCCUCAGGAAGCAGCCGUCUACACGCAACAGAUUCAUGAGUUGCAGAGCAAUUUGAAUAACUUGCAGCAGCAAAGUCAGAGCCUGUCUGAAAAGCUUGCACGCAAGGAGAAGGAGUAUCAAGAUCUGGAGGAGCAUCUAGGGGCUGAGAAAGCUUCCAAGAAGGAAGUCCAAGAAAGCCUGAGGGAAAGGGAAUUAGAAGUGCAAGAGCUGCAGGCUCGGGCCACAGGGGCUGAGGCGUCCCUGCACAAAGCCCAGAUGGAGGUCUCAGAGAGGGCUGAAGAGGUGGCAAAGUUGAAGAGUGAGAUUACAGAGCUAGAGGUGAAGCAUGCAGAGUUAAAGGUUGAGAGGAAACAGCUGGAACAGCAGCGGGAAGAAAAGGAAAGCCAAGGUGCUCAGCAGCAGACUGAGAUCAGUCAGCUGCAUGCCAAACUGUUGGAGGCAGAGAGGCAGCUGGGUGAGGUGCAAGGUCGAUUGAAAGAACAGAGGCAGCUGUCGGGGGAGAAACUCAAGGACCGCGAGCAACAAGCAGCCGACCUGCAGCUCAAACUCUCCCGUGCAGAGGAACAGUUGAAGGAGAGUGCCAGUAAGAGCACAGACCUGCAGCACCAGCUGGAGAAAGCCAAGCAGCAGCACCAGGAGCUGCAGGCACUGCAGCAAAACACCAACGGCAAACUCCGCGAGGCGCAGAAUGACCUGGAGCAGGUGUUGCGUCAAAUCGGAGAUAAAGACCAGAAGAUACAGAACCUGGAAGCUCUGCUUCAGAAGAGUAAAGACACAGUGAGCCAGGUAACGCAGUUGACAGACAAGCUCAAGAACCAAUCAGAGAGCAACAAGCAAGCACAAGAUAAUCUACACAAGCAGGUCCAGGAGCAGAAGACUCUGCUCCGCUCGGCCCAGGACCGAGCUCAUACCCUGGAGACUUCAGUCACUGAACUCACCACCCAGCUCACGGAGAGCAAGGAGAAAGUGGCCCAGUUGGAUACUCAGCUGAAGGCAAAGACAGAGCUGUUGCUCUCUGCAGAGGCAGCUAAGGCUGCACAGAAAGCAAACCUCGAGAACAGCCUGGAGUCUGCCCAACAUGCACUACAGGACAAGCAGCAGGAGCUGAAUAAGGUUCAGAAGAACCUGGAGGAUCAUGGCCAACGGCUCAAAGAGAGACAAGAGCAGUGCACACAACUGGAAAGCAGUCUGAAGGAAUGCAAAGACAAGCUACUGGCCUCAGAGCAGCGGAUAGAGCAGCUGGAGGGACUCGGCAAGAAAUUGGAGUCACAGGUAGGGGAGAUGCAGGCUGCACGGGAUCAGGCGCAGCAGGAACUGCAGCAGCUGCAGAAGGAAAGUUCAGAAGUUAAAAAGAAAGCCAAGGAGCUACAACGCUCGCUGGAGACUGAGAAAGCAGGUGCUACAAGUCUGCAGGAGGAAUUAAAGAAAAAGGCAGGUACCUUGAGUGAUGUCCAACAGAAGCUAGCACAAUCCGAGCAGGGGAUUGCUACUUUGAAGGCAAACCUGGAAAAGGUGACCCAGGAGGGAAAGUCUCAGCAUGCAGAGCUGGAUAAAAAAACUCAGAGUCUGGCAGCAGAGUUACAAAAGGCACAAGAGGAAAAAAAGGCUCAACAAAAGGAGCUUGCAGCUACUCAGGAGAGUCUCGGAAAGGCUAACAAGGCACUGAAAGAGAGUCAGAGUCAACUGGACACUGAGAGGAAGAACCAUAAAUCAGCUAUAGCAGAGAAGGAUAAGUCUAAUGAAAAAGCAAGACAGGAGCUUCUGAAAAAUAAUGACUCCAUCACAAAGGCAAUGAAGGAAUCCAAAGAACAGCUGGAGCAGAUGAGAGAGUCAGAGAAGCAGCUGAAAGUGCAGCUGACCUCAUUAGAACAGCAGCACACAAAGACUCAGGAGACACUGAGGGAAAAGGAGAACGAGCUGGAAAAACUGCGGACGCAACUGAAGAUGACCCAGGGAUCUUUGGAAGAAGAGAUUAAGAAACUGAAUGGCCAAGUGACAGAGCUAAAGGAAGCUGGUGUCAAGAAAGCACAAGAAGAAAAUAAGCUGAGGGCACAGGUGUCAGGGCUCGGCCAGGAGCUGACCUCCGAGAAGAGCCGGACAGCAGAGCUGCAGAAGGCCUUGGAGCAAAGCAAGGAAAACAUCAGUAAGCUUCAGUCUGACGUGUACGGAAAAGACUCUGAGGUUUCUGCCCUCCGUCAGGAUCUCAAGGCGUCUGAGCAGAAACUGAGCGUGGCUCAGGAGGAGCUGGCUGCUAAUCAAACCCAUCAGUCAGGCUUAGAGUCCCAGAUCCAGGACUUGAAAUCAGCCCGUAGCUCGCUGGAGCAGGAGCUUGCCAAACGGGACGAGAAGCUCCAACAGAAGGAGCAAAUCCUGAAGGAGUUGCAGAAGCAAAAGGGUCAAGUUAAGGAGGAGCUGGACAGGGAGAAGAGCAAUGUGGAGGAGCUGAACAAAGCAAAGAGUGUCCUGGAGAAGAACAACAGCAGGCUGACUUCAGAGUUAAAGACACUAACAGAGAAGAGCGAGAAGGAGCUCGGCGAAUUGCAGGAAGCCAAACAGCUGUUGAUCCAGCAGAAACUUGAGCUGCAGGCUCAGGUGGAGGCAGCACAGGGUGCUCUCAAGCAGGAGCAGAAGGAGCACCAGACCACCAAGGAUGGCAGGAGUGAGAGGGAGGAGCAGCUCCUAGCCCAAAUCGGGGACGCUCAGGAUCAGCUGGCAGCAGAGAAGAAGAGAUGGCAAGAGCAGGUGAAACGUGGGGAGGAGGCAGAAGCUAAGAUGGGUUUGCAGGUGACAGCCCUGAAUGAAAACGUGGCCACGUUGAAGAGGGAAUGGCAGGGCAGCCAGCGGAGAGUCGGCGAACUCGAGAAACAGACGGAUGAGCUGAGAGGAGAAAUCGCUGUGCUGGAGGCCACCGUGCAGAACAACCAGGACGAGCGACGGGCUCUUUUGGAAAGGUGCGUGAAGGGUGAAGGUGAGAUCGAGAAGCUCCAGGCCAAAGUGGUGGAGCUAAGGAGGAAACUGGAUGACACGACGGCUGCCAUGCAGGAGCUCGGCAGAGAGAACCAGUCGCUUCAGAUCAAACAGUCACAGAGUCUGACCAGAAAGUGGGCUGAGGAUCAUGAAGUGCAGAACUGCAUGGCCUGUGGGAAAGGCUUCACCGUCACAGUCAGGAAGCACCACUGCAGACAUUGUGGAAACAUCUUCUGUGCCGAGUGUUCGUCAAGGAACGCCCUCACUCCAUCCUCUAAAAAGCCAGUACGCGUGUGUGAGACCUGCUUCGAGGAGCUCCAAGGCUGAUUUUCUUUUGUUUUCCCCCCUCUCAUUUCUUUAACCCUACUUACCCGCCCACUCCUACCUCCCCCCAUCCCUACCCUUCCCUUCAUCCCUACCCUACCCUUUCUAUUCCAAUGGGCAGAAGAAGGCAUGUCUUUGUCAUUUUUAAUGUGCACUAUAAAGGACAGACGCUGUGCAAAGACUCCCACCUGAAUGUGACCUCUGACUCUGGUGUGGAGGGAAACGAGGAAAGGAUUUUUGCUGAGGAAACACCGGAGCCGUGCGAUGGGUCGGGGUAGGACUGGUUGGGAUUGUCUGUAUCUGUUUUUGUGCCUUUGCUACUCCUGUGGACUGCCAGAGAGCGGAGACAGUGAAAAUCAAAACACCUACCAUUUCUUUUAAGUUCGUAUCCCACUAGUAAGUUAUAAGGCAUACGUUGUGAAAUGUUUGGCAUCAUAUUUGUUAAGACACUGCAAAAGUGAGUAUUGUAAAAGUGAUGUUGUAAUCUGCCCUGCAAAGGUAAAUGCAGUUAACUAGUAUUUGCUUUUUAUCGCUACAAAGCUCUGCAGCAGGCCCAUCACAAAGAUAUGUGAGUUCUAAUUUUGUUGCAAGAAAACUCUUAAAAACUUAAGCAAUCUUGCAUUUUUGUAUACGUCACCUCUCAAAGUGUAAAAA
Messenger RNA from Haplochromis burtoni (Burton's mouthbrooder), 4890 nucleotides. It is a transcript of the gene eea1, whose product is annotated as early endosome antigen 1. NCBI's taxonomy places the organism in Eukaryota, Metazoa, Chordata, Actinopteri, Cichliformes, Cichlidae. Gene Ontology annotation, biological process: endocytosis. The record is from RefSeq and is a predicted model, not a curated record. Gene Ontology annotation, molecular function: metal ion binding; 1-phosphatidylinositol binding. Gene Ontology annotation, cellular component: early endosome.